Molecule: messenger RNA, 916 nt
Organism: Vicugna pacos (alpaca)
Lineage: Eukaryota; Metazoa; Chordata; Mammalia; Artiodactyla; Camelidae
Source: RefSeq, a predicted model, not a curated record
GGCAGCGAGCUGGGGCAGAGUGAGGACAGGGGCUGGGGCCUGGAGCACGGACAUCCCCCGGACGCCCGUUUGGGCUAUGCGGUGCAUUGAGUCAGGGUCCCAGCACAUCCCUGUUACAAUGUCCUGGUGGUGCUGGCAUCACCACCCCACAUCAGAGGAGUAAACUGAGGCUCCACGCAGGAAGGGAAUGACUUGUCACUUCGCAAAGUCUGGCCAGAACCAGACACCGUGUUCCAUCCACCUUGAGGCAGGUCCUGCUGCCUGGUGCUGACCGUGGCCCCACUGGCCCUGACACUCAGGGCCCUGGCUGCUCUUAUGCAAGGGGGCCCUCAUGGCUUUUCAAAUUCUCUUUUCUGAGGUUCCAGAGAGGCCUCUGAUUCCCAUGGAGGGCUCAAGAGGCCCCAGACACAGAAACAGAAGAAAAGGAAUGUUUGGGGUUUUCCUUUUUCUUUUCCAAAGGACCCCUCUACAGGUCCUCUACAGGUGGCUGUGGUCAGGGCUGGAUGUGCCCAGCCAGCUUUCUAACCUUGGCCCCUCUGUCGCCCACUGCCUAGAUAGUCAGCUGUCAGGUGGACCCGGUCCCCAGCCACACCCAGCGAGCAGCUCCUCUCCAGCCUGCAAGGUGGAGGCUGUGCAGCCAGGCCCAGCCUGGUCUUGGGGAUGUCACGACCGGGCGGUCCUGCUGUACGAGUACGUGGGCAAGCGGAUCGUGGACCUGCAGCACACGGAGGUUCCCGACGCCUACCGUGGGCGCGGCAUUGCCAAGCACCUCGCCAAGGCCGCCCUGGACUUCGUGGUGGAGGAGGACCUGAAGGCCCACGUCACGUGCUGGUACAUCCAGAAGUACAUCGAGGGCGUCAACAGUGUUCCUGAUGAGCAACAGCGGACUCUGAGCUGUGACCUGAAUUCCUGUUAA